CCGCCCCGGUUUCCGCAGGGCAGCGCCGGGACCCCCCGAGCGCGGCCGCCACCGCCCCCGGAGAUGCUGCGCGGCCUGGGCAGCUGGCUGGGGCUGGAGCGGGCCGGGGAGGAGCAGCUGCUGCCCGCCGGGAACAGGAGCAGCCCUGAGGAAGAGCAGGAGGAGGCGGGUCCGGCCGCGCCGGAGCAGGAGCAGGAGCAGGGGGAGCUGCAGGAGGACUCGGAGGCGCUGCUCAGCCAGGCCAAGGGGCUCGGCAGUUACCUCUUCAAUUUUGCCACUGCUGCUACAAAAAAGAUAUCCGAAUCCGUUGCUGAAACAGCACAGACAAUAAAGAAGUCUGUCGAAGAAGGAAAAAUUGACAGUAUCAUUGAUAAGACAAUUAUUGGAGAUUUUCAGAAGGAACAGAAAAAAUUUGUCCAAGAGCAGCAAACCAAAAAAUCAGAAGCCGCAGUGCCUCCCUGGGUAGACAGCAAUGAAGAAGAAACAAUUCAACAACAAAUAUUGGCCUUAUCAGCAGACAAACGGAAUUUUCUGCGGGAUCCCCCAGCAGGUGUGCAGUUUAAUUUUGACUUUGAUCAAAUGUACCCUGUUGCACUGGUGAUGUUACAAGAAGAUGAACUUCUCAAUAGGAUGAGGUUUGAUCUCGUUCCCAAACACGUAAAGGAGGAGGUGUUCUGGAGAAAUUAUUUCUACAGGGUGUCCUUAAUUAAACAGUCUGCACAACUCACUGCGCUUGCAGCUCAACAGCAAGCAGUAGGAAAAGAAGAGAGCAAAGGCAGAGAAGAGGACAGUGAACUGAAAGAAACAGUACGACCGAAAACACCACCUGUUACGAUAAAGCCUCAAACAAAAUCUCAAGAGGAUGAGGAAGAGAUUUCCACAAGUCCAGGUGUAUCAGAAUUUGUGAGUGACGCUUUUGAUGCCUGUAACCUGAAUCAGGAAGACCUAAGAAAAGAAAUGGAACAACUAGUGCUAGACAAAAAGAAAGAAGAGACUUCAGGAGUAGAAGAAGAAACUGCUGAUUGGGAAAAGGAAUUACAACAAGAGCUUCAAGAGUAUGAGGUGGUGACAGAAUCGGAAAAGCGUGAUGAAAACUGGGAUAAAGAAAUAGAAGAAAUGCUGCAAGAAGAAAAUUAGGCAUUUUCACAAAACCACUAUAACCCAAAGGUUUUUCUGAGGACUGACAUGGAUUUCUGCUUUCAUAUUUUGCUUACAGAAAUAUCUUCAAAAGACAUACAAGAAUCUAAAAUCAUUAUAAUUCCAUAUGGGAAUACAACCAGUAUUUCUGUUCUUUAUAUGAGCAGUUUCUGAACUUCUAUAUUCUUCAAAAGAAAAAAAAAAGAGGAGGCAGACACUGCAGGUUACAUGCCAUAAUUAAAAGUAAUAACAUUAAUACAUGAGCAACAGUUCAUGUUUUUAGGUGGUCAAGAAGCUCUUCAAAGAGAUUUCUAAAUCUAAGAAUCAAUUUUUUUUUUGUCUACAGCCUUCUGUUUGGGAUGUAAAAAUGGGUGUUGUAAGUAACUUAGUCCUUGAAAACAAUUCUCUCUUGAUAUUUGCACUCUGAUCCCUGUAUAAUCUGUAAAUGUGUACUAUUUUUGAGGUACUUGUAGUAGUAGAUUUCAUGUGUAUUUAACUUCCUUAAUGUAUGUAGCCAAUGAAUUUAUAGAAAACCCUAUUGAAUAACUUUCAAUGAUUUGUUAAAAAAUACUAAUGCAGACCUCCAAAAGAAGCUGAUUAUUUAUCAGUCAGGUGGCAAACAUUUAAGCAUUUAAAUAAGGAUAGAAUUAUUAACUGCUUAAAUUAAAUAUGUUUUUGUUAAAUCAUCAUAUUAAGAUAUUUUCAUUCCCCACAGAGAAAAAUGGUUUAAUGCAUUCUUUCUGCAGAAGGCUGUUAUGUUUCCAUUUAAUUUUGCUGUCUGAGCUGAGAGCAAAUUAAAUGUUUCUCCUUAAGUGCUGAAACAUUUAGGUAAAAACUUUUGCUGGUUUGGACACCUUUAUUAAAUACUGUAGAUAUGUAUAAAAUUGUCUCUUUUAUUUGGAAGAAGGGCAGAGUGAGGGGCAAGCACACUUCAGACUUACACAGAUUUCAAAAAUAUACAUUGUCGCAAUGCGUAAGACAUGGAAUUUAAAUUAAAAAAUAGGGGGUUUUCUCUAAAAGAUUUUUGAUUCUUCAUGGGCAUCUAAAUGUUUCCUGUAGUUUUACCAUUAAGUCAGUAUGAUUAUAUAUAUAAAUGAAAAUUUGAUGUUCUGUUUGUCAUCUAUUUCAUAAACUUCUGUGACAAAACAUUCUUGAAAUUCCAAAUACAGAGGAAAAUGGGUAAAAUUAAGUAGGUUGGAGCCAUUAAGCACAAUUGAAUUAAAGGCAUGUUACAUACAGUAAGCUCUGUCUUAAUGACAUAAUUCUGCAGAAAACUUUUGUAAAGAGACUGAAAAAGAUUAUAGCUGUAAUUACUCAGUCAAUAUUCAUCUCGUGGGAAUUGAAAAGAGCUAAGUAGUUUUAACUGCUGUUACUGCAAGAAAGGUCUAUUUAAAAUUGUCUCCAUUAGCAACUUGGACAGAAAACUCUCCUGUAUUUCUCAUUAUACGAAAGGAAUUGUUUUAAACCUGCAUAUAUUUGGCUUUUCAGAUUAGUUUAUUGUCAUGUGCUUUCUCAACUACAAACCGUUUUAUGCACAAUUUGUAUUUUUAUAGUGUUUUUCACUUAGUAAACAGAUGUGAGAUAAGUCAUGGUAAAUAAGAGGUACUUAAGGAGCUUUUUAUAUCUAGGAUUAAUUAAAGGCCACAAAAGUUAAAUCUGUUACGCUUAAAAAAUGGGGCUAUUCACAGCUUAAUGGUUACUCUUGACAAAUUCAACUGCUUGUAGAUUUAAGCUGGAGAUACUAGGAUCUGUCUACUGUACAGUUUGACACGCCUUCUAAAAAAAUGGGUAGUUCUAUUCUGAGAGUGGCAAGCCUUCCCUGGAUGACUAAGAGGUCAAAGUCUCCAAAUGCCAGUCUUCAGUGCUCCAAAUGUCCACUUCCUUAAAAAUAAGCCUGAUCGUUCCUAGUGUUUUCAGAUGUAUUAUUACCUGAUUUGCAUGGGGUUUGUACACGAAGCCUCGUGGUUGCUUUCAUGAAAGCAUAAUCUAUAUAGUGGUUAUAGAUAUUAAGCCCCAUCUCUCAUGAAAGAUGGUUCCUACAUAUAAAACCUUUGUUUUCCAAGUUCCAUGAAAAGCAUCUCCAUGAAAAAAAUAAACCAACCCACUAUUUGAAUUUACAUUUAAACAGGCAAUAGUGUAGUGAGGCUGAAUCUGACUUAAACUGUGGUAUUUAAAGUCUCUUAUCAAAUAUCAUAUUAAUAUUUUCAAAUCUGCAUAUCUGGUUUUAACCUGUAAAACUGAAAUAAGUUUCGUGUAAUUCUGCAGUUUUCAGGCCUGCCUUAUGCUUUUCAUUUAGGUAGGUGCCACAAGUGCCUAGCAGUUCUUAUUCUGCAUGGGAAGACAGGAAGUGUCUGCAUUCCGCUUGUCACAUGAGAUGAACACAGGUAGAUUUCUUCACGUUCUUUGUGAAUUUUGUAUGCCAUUUUUGUAGCCCAAAUGUGUCAUAAUAGUAUAUAUACAUAUAGUAUGUAAGCAAGUGUGCUGGUGUUUUCGUCAUAGCAUCAUUCCAAUCACUGGGAUGGUGCAGAUGCUAAAAUCCAGCAACACAACAGUAUGAAAUCAAUGACAAAAUGAAAAGAAACCAAGAAUAAAUGUAAAUCACACUAUUCUGUGGAUACAAUGUGACAGAAAAUGCAGUUGUUUAAAACAGUGAGGAGAAGCAAACAAUCAAAAGGAUUGUUAACAAGUUUUCUUAGAAGAAGCUGAACUUGCAAAUUUUGGAAUUAACCUUUUAGAAACAGGGAAAAAAUUACCCAGAAAUCACGUAGAUUAGCUUAGAAUAGUGAUAUAGCUUUCUUCUGAGAUGCCAACAUCUCCAGUUCUGUGCACUGAAGAAUCCUCUUCAGCUAUUAAAUUACUAGUCCAGUUGGUAUGAGUUAAUUCCUAUAUGGAAUUUUUUUAUUUAGUAAUCUUUUUGGAGGAUGAGGAAGAGAAAAGAUUGUAAAAUUCUGCAAUAAGAAAAGUGUAGUGAAAAGUUCCCUCACAUUUUUAUUCAAUCACUUACAGCUGUUCUCUUAUCAUAGUUAACCUGCAUGAUUUUAGUAAACUUUGGAUUUUUUUAGUUUGUUUCUUCAGGUUUUUUUUCUCCUUGCUGUUUGGUGAUCUUGGUGUUUGCUUGGUGGGGUGCUGUAUGUAGUACUGAAGCACAGGAUGUCAAAUUUAACCUCAUGCAUUCAAAGAAUAACUCCAUGUGCAGGAGCCUGUCACCAGACUGUGAGAUGCACCCUUGAGCUGUCGGCCACUCACACAUUACUGACCUCUACUUUGCAAUAGCUAUUGCAAAGAAAGGAACAAAGUGUGUCUGGUUACUCUUCAGUGCAUUGCCUAGCAGGAGCAGCCACACUGGGCCCUCAGUCCAUGGGCUGUGUCUGGAGUGUUGUACUGUUCCAGUGUCAGGAACCACCCUGAUAAUGGUCUGGGUUUCAGUUCACCAGGAGUUCAGAAGAUUUAUUGUCUGGCCUGAUACUCCAUCUCAGUAAGUGCUGACAUAUAUCUGUAACAACAGUGCAGUAGCCUAGCCCUAAAUAAUGUUACCCAUUAGUAGAUUUUUCUUCUAAAUAUUCAUUUUUGAUGCUUUUUCUCCUUUGUUUUAAACAUUUGGGGUCUCUUGGGGGGUGAGGCAAGAGGGUCAUUAGAUCAUCAUUCCAGUUUUUUUAAACAAAAUGGCAAGUAACAGUCAAUUAAUGUCUUGCUAUAUUUUCUUUGUAUAUAUUAAAGUUAACCACUGGAGAAAACAACAAUUUCUGCAAAAAAUCAUCAGAAGACAUGCAUGGGUUCAUUUUAUUCUCAAUAUAGCCCAGUUUGUUAUAUACAAAGACAAUGUAUAUAUAUAUAUGCAAACCCACAUUUAUUAAUGUGUCUAAAAUAUAUUUUAAAAAUGAUAAUGUACUUUUCCUGUUCAGCUGUUACUUUUAACUAGAUACCAUUGUGAGACAAGGAGCAACCAAAAUAAUUAGCAUUAGUCUGUCACACUAUCAUUUUUAAUGAGACAGCACUCUGUAGAAAUUGUCUGUAAAAAUGAAAUCACUUGCUUUGUUUCCUAAAAGCCUGGUUUUCAUUAUGGCACAGGUUAGGGAUGUUUGUUUUCCUUUGCUAGUUCAGGGAUUCAUGAAUCUAUGACAAACCUCUGCAGAUAAACUUGGAAGGUAUACUUAAUUCAAAACUACAUGGGCAGAUAGGUUAUUUUGUCUCUGUGAUUUUGGCAAAGUAGGGAAAGACAGAAAAAUGCAUUUAGUUCAGGGUAAUAUAUAAAAUUAGAAGAAUAAAGAUUUGAUGCAUGAUUUGAUACAUGAUGCUCUAAAGAAAACCAUGCUUAGUGUGGGGUUCUUAUAUGAACACACAAAACUUUAAUGAUGUGGUUGCUUUUAUUUAUUUGUUCUCUUGGCUAUGGUUACUAUACAGUGGAAGUGUGAAGGUUUCAGAGCCAGAUAAAACCACUGCUUUUCUGCAUUUCCUCUCCUUCCCAAGGAGAAACGAGCCCCAUUUACUCACAGUCAAAUAAUGGCCAGAGAAUGAAUUGAUUAUCCCCAGCUUCUUGUCCCACUUACUUCAGAAAUGUUUUAUUGAUGGCCCUAUGCCCAUUCAUGACUUUGAUGCCUGCAAUUUAAACAUCAAACAGUUCUGGAUGAGCUGUAUCAUCACUGCCUUUCAUCCUAUAUCAUGUGUAACAAGACUUUCAGGACCAUCGUGUGUUGGGUGGAUGUAAGAGUGAUACUUGGAGGAAAGUAGAGGAUAGGAUAGAAUAUUUUAAUAUCAUAUUUUAAGGGGGGCGUUUUUCCAUAUACCACAGAGUUUGUGGCAACUUUCCUUAGAGCUCAUUCACCUUUGGAGUUCAUUUUCUGGGAGGAAUGUGUGACAUGGUCAGGCAUGUAAGAGAAAGCACCACUCAGCUGACACAUCUUGAUUUCAUCUUCUGUUUUACUCCUCAUGCCAUUCCACAUGUACCCUGACAUCUUGUUUGGUUUUAUUUGUAGCUACAUGGUAUGUUCAGCCAAGAACAUGUUUCCAGUAUUGUCCACACUGGGCUCCAGGCAAUUUCCCUAGUAGCCAUCAUUGAAUUUUAGAAUCCUGUGAAGUGGAAGAGUGGUGAUUUGAGUUGGAUCUUUGGUUUGUUUGCAUUUUUCUCUUCCUGCCUUCAUUUUAAUUUUUGAUUAGUCUUUCUGUGAGAAGUUCCAUUGGAAGAAUUACUGUUCCUACUCAGUGUCAUGGUUUCACCAGGAAGAAAGUGUUUCAAGAACAAUUCUAAUAGUCCAGAGCUGCUUCAAACUUUCAGUAAAAGCAGUUAUCGUAAUAAUCAUGGGAAAAUGACAAUUUGUUACUGCAUUUCAGUAGUUCCCUGACUGCAUUGCAUGUAAGAAAAGAAAUAGUAUCUUUA
Messenger RNA from Myiozetetes cayanensis, 6511 nucleotides. It is a transcript of the gene SYAP1, whose product is annotated as synapse associated protein 1. Gene Ontology annotation, cellular component: cytoplasm; synapse. The record is from RefSeq and is a predicted model, not a curated record. The coding region runs from base 64 to 1137 and encodes 357 amino acids. Lineage: Eukaryota; Metazoa; Chordata; Aves; Passeriformes; Tyrannidae. The transcript is spliced from 9 exons.